GUAUGUUAUGCGUACAGAAAAUGGUUAACUUCUAAUUCAUUUUCUGAAUCUACUUGCAACAGAUCAUGUAGCUCCCUCUUGCUCACCAAAUAGCUACUUUGAAUGUACCAACUUGGAAUGUAUCCCCAAAGAGAACCUUUGUGAUCUUCGACCAGACUGUCUUUUUGGAGAGGAUGAGGAUAAUACAAUUUGUGGUCACAUUCCGUAUGGGGCCAAGUGUGACUUUGAAUCUGGACUCUGUGGAUGGUACAACAUUGUGGGCCUAGACCAUCAGAAUUGGACCAGGCAUCAUGGAUCAACCAAGUCUACAGGAACAGGACCUAGUGUGGACCAUACUUUGGGAACUGAAGAAGGUUACUACUUUUAUUACGAGACAUCAGGAAUUGGAACAGGUGAUGAGGCAUACAUGAGGAGCCCGGUGUUUGAAGCUCCGCCCGCUACUACCAGAAAUAGGACCAAUCCCAUGUACAAGGCAUGCAAGUUUCGCUUUGCGUACCACAUGUAUGGUAUGGAGCCUAGCACGCUGAAAGUUUUUGCCAUCUCUGCAGAAAAUCCAGACAUUUCAAGUCAACUCUUUAGCGAGUAUAAUAGGGACAUCGAUAGAUGGAUAGAAAUUGUUCAGCCAAUGCCUGAUGUUAUUUCAGACAGAUACUUUAUACAAAUUGAAGCGACAAGAGGUAGAGGCUGGAAGGGGGAUGUUGCCGUUGAUGAUAUCUCGCUCAGCCCAGAAUGCUUUGAGAAAAACAAUACUUCUGUAGGGUCAACGGCAGGGUACACCAACCCAUGGUCUUCAGGGCCGAGGACUACCAACAUGACAUCAUACCCCACCCCCAGCACAGUUAUGACAGAUCCAACCAACGGAGCAACAACCACUGCCACGACCUCUGUUAAAAAGGAGCCCAUUCCAACCGUUAACUUCACCUUCACAACCUGUGGCACCCAUGGACCUUAUGGACCAACCCAAGCCAGAUGUACUGCAGCCUACCGCUACACUAACCUGACAGUCAGGGUGCUUAAUCAUGAAGAUUCCAUUUCAUUGGCAGGGGUGCAAGUCUGGACGGCACCAGAGACGAGGCUCUACAGUGUAACUGCCUAUGGUGCUAGCGGAGGGGCCGGAGUGGAGAACUCUGGGCCAAGCAAGGCAGCCAAGGUAGACGCCAUCUUUAAUUUGACUGCAGGUGACCAGCUCUUCAUUUUGGUCGGUCAAGAGGGCGAGAGUGCAUGCAGUGAUCCAGAUGUGUUAUUUGCUCACUACUGCACUGUGAAUGUUGAUGAGAAAGCCAGACUGCAGCUGGCUGAGGGAGGCUUGAGUGCAGGAGGUGGAGGAGCUGGUGGAGGAGGAACUUUCAUCGCCCUGAAGAGUGAAACUUCACCCGAGCUGACUCCUCUCUUGGUUGCUGCUGGGGGUGGGGGUCUUGCUUUUAGCCCCUCCCCGUCUACCAGUUAUAGUGAUGGCAGAGUGGGGUCACCAGGCACUGGUGUCUCUAGACAGCAUGGGGUCUCAGCAAGGGAUACCGCUGGAGCCGGAGGGGGCUGGAAUUCUAGCAGGGAUCAUGAGCCUACCGGUAGAUCGUUCCUCCAAGGGGCGACCGGAGGUAGAGAAUGUUUGUUAGCCUAUGAGGACUUCAGAUGGAACACCCAUGGGGGCUUUGGAGGAGGAGGAGGGGCGUGUACCACAGGCAGUGGUGGUGGGGGCUACACAGGAGCAAGAUCCGGUGCGGGUGAGGUUUUGAUUGUUGGUACUAUCUUCUGCCCAGAAGGUUCUUUUAGAUCACCUGAUAAACAGAGCUGUCUAUCCACCACAGCCUCACCUCCUGGAUACUCCUUCCCAGUUUCAAAGAUCAGUAUUAUCAUCAUACUUCUCAUCUUUAUCUUCCUGACCAUUAUGUCAAUCUGUCUUGUGUUCAAGUACAAGGAACACAAGUUGAAAGUAGCAGAGAACAAAAUGGAAGCCAGUUACCAGCUAUCCCAGCUUCGAAACAAUUUUGCUAUUGAUGUCAACCCCUGCUACACAAUCCCAGGAAAAGACAGUCCAGCAACAUCACAUGACCUUAAAGAGCUACCUAGAGAAAAUCUAAGACUGAUAAGUGCUCUUGGACAAGGAGCAUUCGGUGAAGUUUUCCGAGGUGUAUACCAACCUCCUCACCAGAAAUCUGAGAUCGACAUAGCAGUUAAGGAAAAGCCUUCAUCCAUCACGAUGAAAGACCUGCUACAGAUCACCCAGGAUGUAGCUCAAGGAUGCCGCUACUUGGAAUCCAGACGCUUCAUCCAUCGAGACAUUGCAGCCAGGAACAUCUUACUCACCACCAAGGAGUCUGGUAGAGCUGCAAAGAUUGCAGACUUUGGCAUGGCCAGGGAUAUUUACAGGGCUGAUUAUUAUCGCAAAGGAGGACAAGCUCUGCUCCCUGUGAAAUGGAUGCCUCCUGAAGCAUUCCAAGAUGGCAUCUUCACAUCGAAAACAGAUGUCUGGGCAUAUGGUGUGCUGCUAUGGGAGAUCAUCUCCUUAGGAUUCAUGCCGUAUCCUGGGAUGAGUAAUCAGGAGGUGAUCCAGUUUGUAUCAGCAGGAGAGAGGAUGAACCCACCAAGAAGCUGUCCCCAACCUGUAUUUAAUUUGAUGUCCCAGUGCUGGCGUCACAUCCCUGAAGAUCGACCACCAUUCACCACCAUCUUAGAAAGCAUCAAUUACUGCUUACAGGACCCAGAUGUUUUAGAAACACCACUUCCCAAGGUGCUGACUGAACGGAAGAAACAGCUGACAAUCAUGAGACCUCCAGACCCCAAGAGAUCCCCUGUCCUCAGAGUGGAAAGGGUCAUCAGGUCAUGCGAGCCUUCACCCUUCAGUAGCCAAAGGGUGUCGCCCCUCCAUCCCACCCCAUCCCCAACACACCAGCCCACAUGGGUUGGGCAAACGGGGGAAGGGUCAUCCCAACAGGGGCUUCAUCAUCAGGAUGAAGGGAUUGAUAGAACUUACAAUGGGAAGAGGUUUCAGGACCAUUCACCUCUCAACUCGUCUUCGAUACUACUCACCAACAAAUCGUAUGGAUUCAGGAGUCUUGCAAGAGACAUUACAGGAGAUGCUAAAGACAGGACUUGCCAUAAUGGAGUAACUGAGAAUUCAUCACAAAUGAAUAACCUCAGUCCAACCAGGCAUGUUAAUGAAAUAGAACAAUCGAGUGAGAUGUCGACUCUGCUUCACGUAGGGAGAAGCGGGUCUUCAAGAAGUGACUCUCUAAGCGAUAUCCCUGCAGGAAGCAAUCAGGAACCUGGAUGGUAUCCUGAUCCAACAUGUAAACCAAAGAGAUCUGCGAGCAUGUGCCACGGCGAGGCAUCCAGGGAGCACACCAAGUCUCCCUUGACACGAGGCCUCAGCUGGACCCAAAGGCCUCCUCAAUCACAAGACAAUCAAAACCCGCAAGAUACCAAUAUCCAUCGUUCCACAAGUCUUCCUGGUAUCCCGGUCAUCGUGACCACGCCCAACCCUAUGUCGAAGGACAGCAUCGCAUUCAAAUUGCAGCUGAAGACCGCCACCAAUGGCAGCUUCUCUUGGGCUGGAAGCUUGAAGAAAAAAUUGAGCAAAAAGUUGUCGAGGGACUACCGUAAUACAGAUAGCGAACCGCUGGUAAGUGAAGAGAACAUUAUCAACAAACAAUCACAGGAUACGUUUUUAUAGCGCUGGUUAAGAAGCAUUCUGUCAUUUCUUUUGCUUUUACCUGGAAUAUCUGAUGACUCCAAUUCACUCUGGAUGAUUACAGCAUUUGUUAUUUGACCUUUCUGCAAAGACAAUUUAAAUACGGAAAUGUUGAUAUCUGCUAUCAAAGUGCUGUAGAAAUAUAUUUGAAAUUGUUGAUACUCUGUACAUGUUGAUUAACCAUCAUAUGCUGCAUAUCUUAUUUACUCCUACUUUAUAUCCAUAAAUUAAGCUGAUACGUUGAGAUGUGCACAUUCAAUGAACAAAAUAAUGUAUGAUUUUAAAGCACAAAUUGAAAUAUAUGUAUGUUGCAAUAUUACAAAACACAGAAUUAUUAUUAUUCAUAUCAACUUUUUCUACUGUUUUAAUAGAUGAAUUUUUAAUGCUGAUACUUGUUUAUCUUGGAAUAUAUAUGCAAUAACAGAUAAUGAUAAAUCUUAUGUAUAUGUUGGAUUAUUUUAUAUUUAUAUGUAAAUGCUUCAGCCCUGUACGUGAUGUUGCAUUUGCAAGCUAAGAGGGAUAUGGCAAAUCUUGUAUAGACCAGUUUUAGGGGAUCCAGUUUGAUGGACUAUAUACAUCAGGCGAUAAUACUUAAAAUAUUAUUUUCUUCAAUAAAGUCUUUCAAUGACCAAAUCUUUCAAACAAUUUUUUAGUUUCGAUGAUCAGAAUUUUUUUUGUUAACACUAAUUUUCUAGCAACAUUUUGUGUGUGCGCGCCUUAAUAUGAUGUCAAUAAAAACAUUGUAUCGUUUGUAUAUUUUGAUGUAACUGAUCUCUUUGGAAUAUAAAUCAGAACUAUUACCCUGUCAGAAACAUUGAUCAAAUGUACCAUGCACUGAGAGGCUUCUGUUGAAAAUAUGGAUUCUCCAAGAUGACUGCCAUAUAGUACUACUUUCCGAGGGGGGUCAUUUUAAUGGUGCCUCAAAAAAAGGGCACAAUAUAUUUGAUUUACAUUUCUCAUCGAAAUAAGAAAAUAAAGUGUGAACUUUAAAGAAAGAAAUCUUUGUCCAAAGACUCAUGGUGUAUUGCUGGUUAAUAAUAAUAUUAAUAAUAAUAGGAUUUAUAUAACGCCUCUUCUAGAGGAUACAAGGCGCUGUAUUUUUAGUCUAAGGACAAAUUAAAAAUUGUAGAGGUAUUUUUUCAGAUGUUCUUUUUAAGAAAUCAAGCAAAGAUUUGAAGGAUUUGAAGCCAGCUUUUUCAGUUAUGAGAAAGGAAGGAGCUGAUAAAGUUAUGUAAGCAGACAGGGGCUUAGCUAAAGGGAGGGGGUGUAUCAGGAUAUUGUCUGUAAAAUUGCGCUGCUGUCGGUAAAAAAAGAGAAAAGGGGGAGGGGAAAAUGAGAAGAAAAGAAAA
This is a messenger RNA of Strongylocentrotus purpuratus (purple sea urchin), 5037 nucleotides long. RefSeq names its product ALK tyrosine kinase receptor. Lineage: Eukaryota; Metazoa; Echinodermata; Echinoidea; Camarodonta; Strongylocentrotidae. Gene Ontology annotation, molecular function: ATP binding; transmembrane receptor protein tyrosine kinase activity. The coding region runs from base 407 to 3670 and encodes 1087 amino acids. Gene Ontology annotation, biological process: multicellular organism development; protein phosphorylation; cell surface receptor protein tyrosine kinase signaling pathway. Gene Ontology annotation, cellular component: membrane; signaling receptor complex. The record is from RefSeq and is a predicted model, not a curated record. The transcript is spliced from 19 exons.